AUGUCCCGCGAUAUAGUCUCCUUAGAUAACGUCUAUGCCAAUAGGUUGGGAACUUUUGUGAAGUUAACCAAUUCUAUCCUACCAGUGCAAUAUCCAGAUUCUUUCUUUCAAGAGAUCGUUCAGAAUAAAAAUGGUAAAGAAACUUCCUUUGCUCAAUUAGCAUUCUACAGUGAAGUUGCAGUUGGUGCAGUUAAGGCUAAACUUAUAGCUAACAAGAAAGGUGGGAUCCUACCUCAUGGUAUGUACAUCGAAGUUCUAGCGGUGUUGGAACAUUACAGCGGGAAGGGUAUUGGCACUAAGUUGUUAGAGUAUGUGGAAAGUGAGGCCAAGAAACAUUACCAACAUGCCUUAUACGUCCACGUUGCUUCCGAUAACGUUCGUGCUAUAACCUGGUACAAAAAGCGUGGAUUUGAGCAAGAUGGUGAUGUUCUUUUAGAUUAUUAUAAGAAUACAACGGGUUCAGCCAAUGCCCUGGUAUUGAAAAAGACAUUUUAA
Messenger RNA from Zygosaccharomyces rouxii, 495 nucleotides. It is a transcript of the gene NAT5, whose product is annotated as peptide alpha-N-acetyltransferase subunit NAT5. Gene Ontology annotation, biological process: mitotic sister chromatid cohesion. Gene Ontology annotation, molecular function: acyltransferase activity, transferring groups other than amino-acyl groups. Lineage: Eukaryota; Fungi; Ascomycota; Saccharomycetes; Saccharomycetales; Saccharomycetaceae. Gene Ontology annotation, cellular component: NatA complex. Bases 1 to 495 code for a protein of 164 amino acids. The transcript has a single exon. The record is from RefSeq and is a predicted model, not a curated record.